CGGCGCCGCCUCGGGCUCCGCUCGGCUCGGGGGCUGCUCCCGAAGGAGGCGAGCCAGGCGAGGCGCGGCCAGCCGCGGGGUCCGUGGGCCGGGCGCAUGGCUUAAGGACGCCCCUCCCGCCGCGCCCCCAGCAUGGGGAAACUUCACUCCAAGCCGGCCGCCGUGUGCAAGCGCAGGGAGAGCCCGGAAGGUGACAGCUUUGCUGUGAGUGCUGCCUGGGCUCGGAAAGGCAUCGAGGAGUGGAUUGGGAGGCAGCGCUGCCCCGGUGGCAGCUCCGGACCCCGACAGCUGCGGGCGGCAGGCACUGUUGGCAGAGGAACCCGGGAGCUUGUGGGCGAAGUUUUCAGAGAAACACUCAGCGAGGAGGAAGAGGAAGACUUUCGCCUGGAAGUGGCCCUGCCUCCCGAGAAGACCGACGGGCUGGCCAGUGGAGAUGAGAAAAGGAUGGAGAAGUCGGGGGACUCCUGCCCAGGCUCCAAAAAGCAGCUGAAAUUUGAGGAGCUACAGUGUGACGUGUCCGUGGAAGAGGACAGCCGGCAGGAGUGGACCUUCACCCUCUACGACUUUGACAACAAUGGCAAGGUCACCCGCGAGGACAUCACCAGCCUGCUCCACACCAUCUACGAGGUGGUCGAUUCCUCCGUCAACCACUCCCCGACAUCCAGCAAGACGCUGCGGGUGAAGCUCACCGUGGCCCCCGAUGGGAGCCAGGGGAAGAGGAGCAUCCUCCUCAAUCACCCAGACCUACAGAGCACCAGGCCCAGAGCGGAGACCAAGCCCGCUGAGGAGCUGCGGAGCUGGGAGAAGAAGCAGCGAGCCCCCCUCAGGUUCCAGGGUGACAGCCGCCUGGAGCAGUCUGGCUGCUAUCACCAUUGCGUGGAUGAGAACAUUGAGAGGAGAAACCACUACUUAGAUCUCGCUGGGAUAGAAAACUACACGUCCCAGUUUGGGCCUGGCUCCCCGUCAGUGGCCCAGAAGUCAGAACUGCCCCCCCGCACCUCCAACCCCACUCGGUCUCGCUCCCAUGAGCCAGAAGCCAUCCACAUCCCACACCGAAAGCCCCAAGGCACGGACCCAGGCCCCUUCCACUUCCUUGACACCCCAUUCGCCAAGGUCUCGGAGGUCCAGCAGCGGCUCCGGGGCACCCAGGACGGGAGCAAGCACUUUGUGAGGUCCCCCAAGGCCCAGGGCAAGAGUGUGGGUGUGGGCCACGUGGCUAGAGGGGCAAGAAGCAAACCCUCUCUGGGAGCCGCCAUCCCUGCGGUGUCCCCAUCCGCUCACCUGGCUGCCAGCCCGGCCCUCCUCCCCACUCUGGCACCCCUCGGGCACAAGAAGCACAAGCACCGAGCCAAGGAGAGCCAGCAGGGGUGCCGGGGCCUCCAGGCGCCGCUCGCCAUGGGCAGCACCGUCAUGGGGCGAGACCACGUGAGGGAGCUGCCCGCCGUGGUGGUGUACGAGAGCCAGGCUGGCCAGGCGGUCCAGAGACAUGAGCACCACCACCACCACGAACACCACCACCAUUACCACCACUUUUACCAGACAUAGGGCCCCUCCCAGAGCCCCCGCCCCCGCCAUAUGAAGGACCCCCCCUUCCCCGUGUCCCCAAGGCAUUAUUAUUCUAUUAAUUAUUGUUAUUAUGACGAUUAUUGUUAUUAAUAAUUAUUGUUACUCCACUAAUAUUCAGCUAGCCUCCAUGUAGAAGAUAUAUGGAAACACAGAACUAAACUUUUAUUUAUAUGUUGUGGGGACUGCAUAACUUACCCAAGAAGUGACUGUGGGUUUGGAAAUGGCCUGUAGGUGUCAGAGACUCCCUGGAGCUCCCAGUUGCGGGUUCCCACGCAGGCCCACACCCUUCCCAGCCUGGGGGUGGGGGUGGGGCGGGGCCAGAGCUGUGCCCCACCCCCAUCUCUUCCAGGAGAACACCCUUACCUGGCCCGGCUUCCAGAGACCCUCGAAAUCUCCGAGAAGAUAAACAGCUGCUACCUCUUAGUAUUAUUCUGAUUUUGUUUUGCCCUUAACUGAUUGUAAUGUGCUACAAGGAUUUCAGCGGACUGCAGAUGCGUGACCCUCCUCGCUGUUGUUUAUGUCCCAACCUAGAAACCUGAGCUGUCCUUUCUGCAGUUAUUUUUCACGCCUUUCCAGUGGGAUCACGCCCUUGCCCCAAACGUUCUUCCGUGCACAACGUGAAAACACACUUCUCCUUUCCCUCCUUUUCUUCUCUUCUUUAGAAAGAUACACACACACACAUUUAAGGACUGUCCCUGAAACCAGACUUUUCAUUUUGGGGCCCUCCAGAGAGGGAACCCACCGCACAAACAAGCGUGGUUUUCCAAGGUCGGGCAAUUGUGUAUUGUUGGUUGUGGGAGGUGUGGAAACCUCGUGUACUACCGUUGGCAAAUAUAUACGUACUGACGUGGUUCUCUCACAGAGCUUUCUGUAUCUCUAGCUAGAUGCCAUCUGUCCAUUUCUAUGUAUCUUUCUAUAAAUAUACACUCUCAGGUACCUUU
Molecule: messenger RNA, 2507 nt
Organism: Hipposideros armiger (great roundleaf bat)
Lineage: Eukaryota; Metazoa; Chordata; Mammalia; Chiroptera; Hipposideridae
Gene: NKD1
Product: NKD inhibitor of Wnt signaling pathway 1
Exons: 10
Coding region: 133-1545 (470 amino acids)
Biological process (GO): negative regulation of Wnt signaling pathway
Cellular component (GO): cytoplasm
Molecular function (GO): calcium ion binding
Source: RefSeq, a predicted model, not a curated record